AUGGACGACUCACAAAUACGCGCUGCCACGUACCCGGCGGACGCCGCGCUGAUACUGCAGGCUGGCGCUGGGAGCGGAAAGACCCAGACGAUGGCGGCACGCAUCGCCUACCUCCUUCAGAGCGGUGUGCCCGGACACUCCAUCCUCGGCAUCUGCUUCACGCGUCAAGCAGCGGAGACGCUGCGGGAGCGGGUGCGGUCUACCCUUCCUCCCACGCUCACCCGCGAGGCGCACGCCUUGAAGCUCAAGACAUUUCACGCCUUUGGGCUCGAGUGCUUGCGCCGCUUUUCUGCCCUCCGGUCCGACACGCACGUCCUCGAUGCCCGGCAGCAGCACGAACUUGCCCGUCGCGUUGUCGACACGUACGCGCAACGUGAAAAAAGCAGCGAGGCCGUGACGGACCUGGUCGACUACGUGAAUCGGGUGAAGACGAUGAAGGUGCCGCCGAUUCCUCAGUCGGACCCCGCCCUGCAGGACGCAUACCUCUUCCCCUAUUACCAGAAGGCCCUGCAUGAGGAGCACAACGCCGUGGACUUUGGGGACUUGCAGCAGAUGUUUUACGACCUGAUCCGGCCCGUCCCCGCCACCCCACCGACAGCCUCGCAGGGGUGCGGUGAGGAGGGGCUGGAGGAGCAGCAGCCGGGAAAGAUGGUCCCGUCCGAUGUGUGCACGGCGCUGCGUGCCGAGUAUACACACUUCGUCGUCGACGAGUUCCAGGACUUCAACGAGAUUCAGGUGGAGCUGCUGGCCCUGCUGGCUGGCGACGCGUGUCGCGUGACCUGCGUGGGAGACCCGAAUCAGUGCAUCUACACGUGGCGCGGCGCCAUGCCAAACGUCUUUGGGGUGUGGAAGAAGCGCUUUCCUCAGACAGCAGUCCUGACGCUGGCGAUGAACUAUCGCAGCGACGGGCCCAUUGUCGAGGCGGCCAAUCUCGUGGUGAAGGCAACGCAGAUGGCACACCACCAUCGCGAGGAGCGCGCCGUGACGCUCGUGCAGUGCGCCAGCGAGGAGGAUGAGCUGCAGGCGGUCCCACUGGUGAUCGACCACGUCCUACGCCGUCGCGAUACCCACCUUGGCUACGGUGACAUCGCCAUUCUCUGUCGCUCCCGUCGGCGGGUGCAACUCUACUGCGAUGUGCUGCAGUCGCAGCGCAUUCCAGUGCGGCAGCUAAAGGGGAUGUCGGUUGACCAUCUCGCAAGCAUGCGCUCGCUGCUUGCGUUUCUCCGACUGUGUGUGUCGCCUCAUGGUCCGGAAGGUGACGCGAAUGUGCGCACACUCCUGAAUACCGCCCCGCUGCAUCGACUAUCGGCCGGGGCGGCCAAGAAGUUCCUCCUGUCCCUUGACUCGGUCUGUCAGGCGCGGCGCGCGACGGAAACGGCGCGGAUACGGUCAUGGCGCCACACCAUCCACGUGGAUAACAGCAGCGAGGUUUGCCCAAAUAACGGAGGCGCGCAGGGGUCGCGAGGUGAGGGCUUGCAGCCCGGCGCUGCGUGUGCCUCGGUCAUCGGUGGUGGUUACCCCACUGCCGCCACGCCUGGAGUCCACCCCGAGUCGCACUCGUUCUUUGCCGUCUUGCAGGAGCUCGUGUACCACAACUUUUCCCAUGAGCUCUUCCCCAAGCUGGAGGUGUCCAAACGAAACCAGAAGAGCAUCCGCACCCUGGUGCGCAUCGUCGUGCAUGCCAAGGAGCUGCUGGCGCAGCCGUCUUGCGACGUCGAGCAAGUCCUUCGAUACGUCCUGCGCGAAGGGGGAUACGAGGGCGAAAGCAUGGCCGCGGUAGCAGCUCGCACUGUCACCCCCUCGGCAACCACAAGGGGAGCGAAGCGAGCGCGUAACUCCGCCGACGGUUGGGGUAGUGACCGCUGUGCUGACGAGGCGUCCGGGCGAAGCAGCGCUUUGGGGUACCAGCCUCGCGUUGGCGCCCUUCUCAUGGAGCGAUGCGCCUCGCAGCACAAUCAACAGCAGCAGUCCUAUUCCUCCUCCUCCGCCUCCGCCUCCUACAGCAGCGCCGGUGGAGGCACCAGUAGGUGGGAUCGGUGCCACCAUGGCAGCCGGCGAUCAGGUGCCGCAUCCGGCGGUAACGGCGCGGUCGAUGAGGACGUUUUGCCCCCCGAGGAGGAGGCGGAGGUGUGGCAGGAGCAGCGCAUGAACCUGUCCGAGUUGGUGCUGCACACGUACCACUCCGUGCAGGAGGCGUUGGAGCGUGAGGUGGCGCAUGAGCUGGAGAAGGAAGGCGGCGGUGGUGAGGGUAGAGGGGAGGAGGAGGCGUCGCGCUCUCGCCCGUCCCCGGCAAGCGGCAGCCACAGCAACAGUCGACCGCAACCGUUUUCCAAGGCAACCGGUGCCGACGACUCAGUCAGCAACUUCAGUGCCGGGAGCACCACCACGACUAUGACCGUCAUGCAGGCCCUGCGCCCACCUGCCGUGGUGCUGCAUCGCGUGCUGGACGAGUUUGUGUCGCUAGUGUCCUCGGACGACUACGGUCCCAUGCGGACGAUCGAGAACGCAGAAGAUGCUGCAGGAGAAGCCCCAGGGGCAGACACGGGCUGUAACAGCGGUCGCCUCCCUACCAGUACCUCGCCACACUGGAUCGGACAGGUCACUGUCGGCACGGUGCACCGCGCGAAGGGCAUGGAGUGGCCGGCGGUGCUGCUGCCCGGGUGCUGGGUCGGCGAGUACCCGGUGCGGCCACGCGAAGAAGAAAAGCGCGUCUUUUACGUGGCCAUGAGUCGAGCCAUGAAGCAACUUGUCUGCUUCACCGCCGCAGCGCGCGAGGGCAGGUCUGGCAGCGACCAGGCGGCAACUGCGGCAAGCGUGGUCGACCUCCCCGCUCAGCACACACAAAGCGGAACGCUGGAGCCGACGCCGUACCUGGCCGCCCUCGGGGACAAGCUGGAGCGGGUCAACUACGGCGAUCUCAAGACAGCGUAUCUGACGGAGCGAGGGUACCUGUGA
Leishmania mexicana MHOM/GT/2001/U1103 is the source of this 2955-nucleotide messenger RNA. Its product is annotated as putative ATP-dependent DNA helicase. The transcript has a single exon. Gene Ontology annotation, molecular function: hydrolase activity; 3'-5' DNA helicase activity; DNA binding. The record is from RefSeq and is a predicted model, not a curated record. NCBI's taxonomy places the organism in Eukaryota, Euglenozoa, Kinetoplastea, Trypanosomatida, Trypanosomatidae. Gene Ontology annotation, cellular component: nucleus. Gene Ontology annotation, biological process: recombinational repair. Bases 1 to 2955 code for a protein of 984 amino acids.